Molecule: messenger RNA, 813 nt
Organism: Chelmon rostratus (copperband butterflyfish)
Lineage: Eukaryota; Metazoa; Chordata; Actinopteri; Chaetodontiformes; Chaetodontidae
Gene: mrps14
Product: mitochondrial ribosomal protein S14
Exons: 3
Coding region: 31-447 (138 amino acids)
Biological process (GO): translation
Cellular component (GO): ribosome; mitochondrial small ribosomal subunit
Molecular function (GO): structural constituent of ribosome
Source: RefSeq, a predicted model, not a curated record
UCGGCGGUUUUGCAGACGCAAUCAGCCAAUAUGGCGGCGCACAGGGUAGCAUGUUUAGGGUUAAAUGCCCUUUAUUCAACUGUCUGUGCCCCAAAGCAGGCCCUGAGGAGCUGCUGGGGGGCGGUGGAGCAGGUGAGGGGUUACUAUGUUGACUGGAAAAUGCUGAGGGACCUCAAGAGAAGACAGAUGGCCUUUGAGUAUGCUGAUGAGAGGCUACGGAUCAAUGCACUGAGGAAGAACACCAUCCUGCCCAAAGAUAUUCAGGAAGUGGCAGACAAAGAAAUUGCAGCAUUACCUAAGGACAGCUGCCCUGUGAGAAUACGCAACAGGUGUGUGAUGACUUCCAGACCUCGGGGAGUGAAGCGAAGGUGGAGACUGAGUCGGAUUGUCUUCCGUCAGUUAGCUGACCACAACCAGAUGUCUGGAAUUAUGAGGGCAAGGUGGUGACCGGGAAUCCAUUGGACACUACAGUCGGAUUGGAUCUUAAAAAGUCAGAAGAUCAGGACAUUCGCCUUCAAUACAGACUUAUUUUGACCUUCUAGCAUUUGGAGGAACUGAACAGUUCCACCUCUACAAAAGCCUGGAAGGUGUUAAUGUUUAAAGUGAAUCCACCAUUUUUGUAAAUGGUAAGGAGUACAUGAAUAUAUCCCUUCUGUAGAUGAUGUUUGUCUCGGUCAGGGUAAUUGCUUUUCUUUUCUCACAAAAAAACAACAAAAUGCAUAAUAUUUAAAGAGAAGAUGGUAAUGUGACUCCUCAGUGGAGAAAAUGUACAUGUAACUUGCUGUACUCAGAUAUGGAUGAAUAAAUAUUGUU